This is a messenger RNA of Penicillium pulvis, 2955 nucleotides long. Its product is annotated as argonaute family protein. Lineage: Eukaryota; Fungi; Ascomycota; Eurotiomycetes; Eurotiales; Aspergillaceae. The record is from RefSeq and is a predicted model, not a curated record. Gene Ontology annotation, molecular function: protein binding; RNA binding. The coding region runs from base 1 to 2955 and encodes 984 amino acids. The transcript is spliced from 3 exons.
AUGUCUUCUUAUCGUGGAGACCGUGGCAGCUCCCGUGGUGAAUACCGAGGUGGAAGUCGUGGUGACAGCCGUGGCGGUGGUGGCUAUCGAGGAGACUCCCGUGGCCGUGGAGACCGAGGUGGAAGCCGUGGCGAUAGCCGUGGUGGAGGUGGCUAUCGGGGACCGCCACCAGCAACUGCAGAUGUUCUCACCGCUAAUCCACCUGAACUGAGCAAGGAACUUCAUAAGUUUGAAGACCAAUGUCUCAAAGAGGGCCCCAAGGUGGCUGGUUUUGAGAAACCGGCUCGGCGUCCGGCAUAUGGAAGCUUGGGGAAGUUGAUUACGGUGCGGGCUAACUUCUUUGAGCUUUCGUUGGAUCCCUCGCGGGAAUUCCACACAUACCGGGUCGCGAUUUCACCUGAGCCGACGGUAAAGCGACUCAAGAAAGAUGUCUUCGACAAGCUUUUGAAGCAUGACCGAAUCACAGCGGUAUUUGGCUCCUCUGAUAUGGCCCAGGAACUCAUUACAUCUGGUCCAUUGGAAUCACUUUCGCCUAUCAAGAUCAAUCUUCCGGAUGGCAACAAGAAAGAGCCGAAGACUUAUACGGUUAAAAUCAGCAAGGCAGAGGAAAAGGACGGUGUUGUGCACCAGUUCAGCCAAAAAUGCUUGUCGAGCUCUCUCAAAUCCACCCAGCAGGUAUACCCUGUGGAGCAAGAGACUGUCGCAAUGCGGGCCAUCAACAUUAUGAUGACUCGUGUCCCAUAUGGAGACAAAGGCGUUGUCAUUACAGGCAAAGGACGCCAGAAGUUCUUCUGGAUUGAUAGCAGGAAGCAGUUUGCCUAUCUGGGAGGUGGCCUCGAGGUUCUCCGUGGAUUCUUCACGAGUGUACGACUCGGUGCCGACAGGUUGCUUUUGAACGUGAACGUGAAUCACGGUACCUUCUUCCGUCCAGGGCCUAUGAUUGACUUGACGCACGGAUUCAUGAAAGAAUACGGAGAAGAUCGUCAAUUGUUCAAUCGUUACAUUCGGGGCUUGCGCGUUGAGGUCUCACACCUUCCUCCCGAUAAGGAUGAGAACGGUGUCGAGAAGCGCCGACAGAAAUCAGUCUGGGGACUCGCGUCACCCAAGGAUGGGAAGAAGGGUGACAAGUUCAAUCCUCGUGUUCAAAAUCUCGGCUCCUCGCCUCCCAAUGUUGAAUUCUGGGAGACUGACCACGAUGACAAGACCGGCAAGACCGGCAAAUAUAUCUCUGUUAAGGACUACUUCAAGAAAGCCUACAAAAUGGACAUCAAAGAGUCCGUGCCAGUUCUCAAUGUUGGCAACGCAGAGCGACCUGUCUACCUUCCUCAGGAAGUAUGCAAAAUUCUUCCGGGACAGACUUUCAACGGCGAACUCUGUACCACUCAGCGCCAGGCAAUUAUCAAAUUCUGCUGCCGUCGUCCUCCGGACAACUAUGUCUCCAUCAUGAACGACGGUCUAGAGAUUCUGGGAGUCAAGGAGCAGAAAAAACUCAAAGAUGCCGGUGUCAAAGUUGGGAGUCAAAUGAUGGCAGUUCCUGCUCGUGUUCUUGCGCCUCCUACUCUCAAGUAUGGGCAAAAACCAACCACCCCUCGGGCUGCCAGCUGGAAUUUGAGGGACGUGAAGUUCACCACGCCUGCUCCUAACCCGACCUGGGCUGUUAUAAGCCUCAUGAGUGCUGCCAAGAUGACGAAGCACACGGUGGAUGACUUGGCAAAACGCAACGAGCCUGAAAAGUCCAUCAAAGAGCUGCAGAAUUCUUUGCGAGAAUUGGGCAUUGUAUGGCAACCACCAAACCAACCCUAUAAGGCGUUUACAUACACUCCAGCUACCUGCCUUGACGUCGUCGAAGGCAUUUUGCAGAAGUGCAAGGAACGCAAGGUCAAAUUUUUAGUUGUCCUCAUGUCCGACAGCGAGGAGAAAGCCUUCAAUCACCUCAAGUGGGGCGGCGAUUGCACUCAUGGAAUCUUGACCCAUGUCUGCAAGAUUGAUAAGUUCACCUCUGGGGACAAGCAGUACCUGGCAAACAAUGCGAUGAAGGUCAACUUGAAGCUCGGCGGUGUCUGCCAAGUACUUGACUCGAAGAAGAAUGCUCUACUUAUUGGCGAAGGAAAAACGAUGGUCGUCGGUCUCGAUGUCACUCACCCAUCAUCGAAUGACCCCGAAUCAUGCCCCAGCGUAUCGGCCAUUGUUGCCAGCACUGACAGCAAAAUGGGUCAAUGGCCGGGAGAGAUUCGUAUUCAGGGCAGGCGUGAAGAGGUCAUUCUGCAAGUUGGCCUGAUGAUGGAGGGUCGUCUGAGGCGUUGGAAGAAAGAAAACGGGUCCUUGCCCCAGAAUAUCCUGAUCUACCGUGACGGUGUCAGCGAGGGCCAGUACGCGAUCAUGAUUAGGGACGAGAUUAGCAACAUCCGAAAGGAAUGUGAACGCAUCUACACUGAACGGGGUGCUAAGGGGCCAAAAAUCUCAUACGUUGUUGUUGGAAAGCGUCACCAUGUUCGUUUCUUCCCUACUUCAAGCGCGGAUCUCGACAGGAACAAUAACCCGAACCCUGGAACAUGUGUUGAUCGUGGAAUCACUCGUCCAGCCCUGUGGGAUUUCUAUCUCCAAGCCCAGGCUGCAAUCAUGGGGUCUGCUCGCCCAGCACACUACAUCGUGAUGGAGGAUGAUAUCUUCACAUGCGCCGACAAGCCUAAGGGCUUGACGGGUCAACCCAUGAAUGAUCUCCAAGAGAUCACCCACUCUAUCUGCUACAUGAUGGGUCGUUGCACUCGAUCUGUCUCCUACUGCACUCCGGCUUUCUUGGCCGAUCGAUUCUGUGAUCGUGCACGGAAGUAUGUUCUCGCACACUACACUAAGUUCUACGAGAUCAAAGGCCAUAAAGAUCCAGCCGCACCUCCUCCAACAAUGGGCGACCUUAGGCUCCAUGAACGGACCGCCGAGCACAUGGUUUACAUCUAG